Molecule: messenger RNA, 752 nt
Organism: Porites evermanni
Lineage: Eukaryota; Metazoa; Cnidaria; Anthozoa; Scleractinia; Poritidae
Source: the annotation of a GenBank genome assembly
AUGCCACUUGCUUGUGGAUUUGUCUACACCAGUUCUAUGCAAUACAGUUUGCAGAUGAUGAAAGGGCGUAGGCACAUCUAUGUUAAAAAGAUCAUACAGCAGUACUCGGACAGUGCUGGUCUACUAACUCCUGGUAGGUAUUGAUUGAAGUUGCACACGAGAAUAAGAGAAAGAUAGGGACUGUGAUUAACUAUGUAUUUUAUGUGGAGAGCAUAGCUUUCUAGGGACAACACACUAUACAUCUGGUUAGAACAGCAUUAGUCAAAAACGAUAUGAAUUUUUUGUCAGGGUUCCUUUAAUGGUGUUAUGACCCCAAAUUUCCAAACAGAUGUCCUGUUGGUUGGAGCAAUACCACUUCAAAUUGCAGAUUGCAAUAAGGUUGGAAAGUAAUCCGUUGAAAAUUUAUUUGGAUGCCCAUUAAAUUUAGCUCAUGCAUACACAAAUGCAGAUGUGCCCUUGAUGUCAUCACGAAAUGAAUCACUUACCAGCAAGAAGUGCAUGUGCCUUUUCUUAUUGCAAUAUUUGAGGAAAAACUGUGCUUCAUCAGUGUGAGUAAUAACAUUCCUUUUCCCUUUAAAGGAUUACGAACCCCUGAAGAGAGGGUGCAAUUCCUUCGAAACAUCCCGACAGCGUUUAAUUUUAUGUUGGAAGCUCCCCUCAGGAACCUGAAAACCCAGGCCGAUGCAGAGAAAGAGUAUCCUGAGGAAUUUCAGGCAUUCUUCGACAAUUACGAGCCACUGAGGAAGGAACGA